This is a messenger RNA of Chelonia mydas (Green sea turtle), 8093 nucleotides long. It is a transcript of the gene PEX13, whose product is annotated as peroxisomal biogenesis factor 13. The transcript has 4 exons. Gene Ontology annotation, cellular component: peroxisome; peroxisomal importomer complex; peroxisomal membrane. The record is from RefSeq and is a predicted model, not a curated record. Gene Ontology annotation, biological process: protein import into peroxisome matrix, docking. Gene Ontology annotation, molecular function: protein binding. Lineage: Eukaryota; Metazoa; Chordata; Testudines; Cheloniidae. The coding region runs from base 1 to 1503 and encodes 500 amino acids.
AUGAACUCCGUGCCGCCGAGAGCGCAGCGUGCGCGCGCAUUCCCGUCCCCCCGGAAACAGGAGUCCCGGCAGGAAGGUUCCGGGCCCGCCGCCAUCGCUCAGCCGGGCUCCGCGGAGGCAGCGGCCGCUUCUUCCGCAUCGCGUGUCCGUUUCCACCCGCCGGUGACAAUCGUGCCGGAGGCCCUCAGCCCUCCUCCGGGGGAGGGAAGGUCUCCGGACCGCGAAGACAGCCGAGCCGCCGAGCUGGGGGAGGCCGGAGCAACGGCAGCCAGAGACGUCGAUCCGCACGCCCGGCCUGGCCCGGAGCCGCCGCACCCGCCGGCGGAUGAGCGGCUCGGCGCUCCCCCCGUCAGGCCUGGCAAGGCUGCGAUCAGGUCUGCUGAUUUGGGUGCCAGCCUGCUGACCAGGCCUGGACAACCCACACGAGUACCUCCACCUAUUUUGCCACGACCAUCACAGCAGGCAGGGAACAGUAGCCUGAGCAAUUUCAGACCUGCAUACAGCAGUUCCUUUUCUCCAGGCUAUGGCACAUAUGGAAACUCCUUUUAUGGAAACUACAGCCCUUACAGUUAUGGAUAUGGUGGUAUGGGCUAUAACCGGUUUCGUACAGACGAUCUACCUCCCAGCAGAUUUGUUCAGCAGGCUGAAGAGAGCAGCAGAGGUGCAUUUCAGUCCAUUGAAAGUAUUGUGCAUGCAUUUGCCUCAGUCAGUAUGAUGAUGGAUGCGACCUUUUCAGCUGUUUAUAACAGUUUCAGGGCUGUGUUGGAUGUAGCCAAUCACUUCUCCCGACUCAAAAUACACUUCACAAAAGUGUUUUCAGCUUUUGCAUUAGUCAGAACUAUAAGAUACCUCUACAAACGGCUGCAGCGGCUGCUGGGUCUGCGGAAGAGCUCUGAGAAUGAGGAUUUGUGGGCUGAAAGUGAAGGAACUGUGGCUCGCAUUGGCUCAGAGGACCGGGCAGCUAACUCAGCAAAAUCCUGGCCCAUUUUCUUGUUCUUUGCUGUUAUUCUUGGGGGUCCCUACCUCAUCUGGAAGCUGCUCUCCACAUACAGUGAUGACGAAACAGCCUCUAGUAACUGGGCAAACGGAGAUGAUGAUCAUGUAAUUGGAAGAGCAGAAUAUGACUUCACUGCUGUUUCAGAAGAAGAAAUUUCUUUUCGUGCUGGUGACAUGCUAAAAUUAGCACCCAAAGUUUUCUUAUCAGAACAACAACCCAAAGUACGUGGCUGGCUUUUGGCUAGUCGUGAUGGUCAAACAACAGGACUUGUGCCAGCUAAUUACAUCAAAAUAUUGGGUAAAAGAAGAGGUCGGAAAACAGUGGAGCUGGAAAUUAUUACAGAGCAGCAGCCGGCUUUUACCAACACAACACCUGUUAGAGGAGCCACUGAUGCGGAUACUUUAGAGGAGCAAGAAGCUGCCUUUGAAUCCGUUUUCGUUGAAAUGAAUAAGGUUCCCGUUACCUCUGACUCCACUGUGAUAGGUGGAGAUAAACAGGAUCUGUGAUGCACCUGGAUAAAAUUUAGUGAUUGAACUAUACUUAUCAAUAAUCCUUUUGAUAUUCUGAAAAUUGCAGAAGAACACUGUUAGGACUGUAUCAGGUAUCUCGCUGCUGGUAACGGGUGAACAGAUAACGAAAUAAUUUACCCAAACUUUAAUAGCAUGCUUGAUUCACUUAAAGUUGUACAUUUGUGGCCCUGCCCAGCAAACUAUUGGCAAUUGUGAGAUCUCAGGCUGGGGGCAGUUCUGUAGAGGCAACUGGGUAAGCCAAUGUGUUGCAUUUCUAGCAGCUCACUUUGGUCACUUGAAGGAAUAGUGCUGAUGAAUUCUACAGGUAGCAGUGUCCAGUCCUCCUUACUGGAGAAAGAAUUGGCUUGAUAUGAGGCCUUUGAGAGGGGGUGUUGAGAAGGAAAACGGAAGCAUUUCUAGCAGAGGCCUCCAAAAAUUGUAUAUUGAAGAGCCCUUAAAAUACUUCAUUUUUUGGCUGCUUUUUGGUAAAAUUAGUGCUUCCGCUACCGCAAAGAAAAAUGAAAGACUUCAGGCCUUUGUUAUAAAAAGGUGACUAUCUUAAGAAACAAGAUUAGCACUGUGAAGGAAGGUACAUUCAACUGGAGUUGUAAGCAGAUAAAUGCUGUUACCAGUGUUUAUUUGUCCUUUAUUCUAAUGUUGUUUUCAAGAAAGUAUAAGCCGUUUUCCCCACCACCAUUCUGGGAGCUUUUCCUCAUCAGAGGCCGGAGGACCACAUGUUUUAUUCUGAUUUAUAGUGCACAUGCUUUAGGCCCUAUGUAUCUUCCAGCCAAGCACGGUUAAGGAUGCUCAUUUUUUAUCAACAUCUCUCUAGGGCCUAGUGAGCUAAAUUAGCACAGCCACACUUCCAGCCAGGUAUAAUAGCGUAUCAAAUUUUAGUAAUUAUGUAUUUUAACAGCUACAUCUAAACUUCCCGUGUUUCAGUGCAAUUUCUUUUUGAACUUUUGUGAGAAAAUUCAGCCUGAUUUUAACACAGCAGCACUGCAUCACAGAGUGGAUAGGAAACAUCUGUGUUGCCAUUAAAUGGAUGGGGUUUUCUAUUGAUAAUCCCACAAAGUAGGAAACAAGAAAAAAGCUGCCCAUUUCAUUGUAUCAUCACGGAGAUGGAUGAGUUAACUGCUAACUUGAUUGUUCCUGCUGCACUUCAGGCGUUAAAUCUGGCAUUUCCCCAUAAAAUCUGAGGUACAUUGAGAACCACAAUUGCAUAAAGACUAUUAACAAAAUACAUUUUGUGUUCAAAUCUAUUUACUUUUGUGAGCUCUGUACUAAAGUCAUACUUUUCUGGGAAGUAAAGUUAAGUAAAGCUUCAGAUUCCUCUUUCGGGACUCACUCACAUUAAUAUUAGAUUUGAUUAACACAGAAUCAUUUUCAGUUCAGGCUGUAGUUCAGUUCUUUUGGAAUGCUCUUAUAUGCUGUGUUGAACCCUUCAAUGUUAGAACAGAUCAUACAAUUCUAAUGUACUAGAGAAAAGGAAAAAUACUGAUAGCUGUGUAUUAAUAAAUCAUUUCAAUUAAGUAGCCUGUUUCUUAAAAACAAAAACCCACAGCAGCACCCAAGCUAGUUAAACUUGCAUACUUAUACUAGCUGUUCCUGGGGGAAUUCUGUGCCAAAAAAUUAAAAAUUCUGUGCACAAUAUUGCAAUAACACAAUCACGCCGGUUUCAAUUAUUUUGGUAAUUUCUUUCAAAAGACCUGUCAGCAAAUAUGUUUGUAACAAUACAGACAACAGCAAAGAUUCAGGAAAUACUUUUUGACAAAUAGAUUCCUUACCAGGCAUAUGAAUACAUAACUUUCAGUAAUUCAUUUAACCUACAGAAAUGUAUUUCCCACCCCCCUCAGAAGCGGUGCAAAGGUUUGGGAGGAGUCGGGGUAAUGGAGGAGCUGAGGGAGGGGAAAGUAAUUGCUGGGAAGGAGCUUGGGUGUGAACUCGGAGGGUUGUUGGGUGUGGGUGGGAAAAGUAUGGAAUGGAGGUUUUCUGGUCAGGGAGGGAUUGUUAGGGAGCCUCCCCCAUGCAGAUACUGGCUAACGCCUAGCUUCACUCAUUCAGUCUGUGACUCCCCACAACAGCCCCUUAUGCCCCACAUUGUCUGGUCCCCAUAUCCUGUGCCUCCUGAGCUGGUCCCAUGGAGAGGGCACUGUGAGGAAUGCAGCUGCUUCUCUUCCGUAUCCGCAGCUGGGGCUGCUCCCGCCCAGGAGCAGAUGCUCUCUGUCCUGGCGCACAGUGGCUCCGGGUAGGCGAAAGGUGUACGUGCAGGAUUUUUCAGCAGAAUGUAUUUUCAGCUGAGAAAAAAAAAUGUGUGUGGCAGAUGAAUUCUCCGUGUGUAGGAAUAAGUAGCAUAAUGGAUUUUUGGUAGUUUUAAUUCAUGUUUCUAUAGAGAUCUUCAACAUCAGUUUCCAUUGCAAGCUUCAUUAAUAUGUUUAUAUUUUUUAGUGCAUUUGCUAGAGUUAGUACUUAGGCAACUUGUGGUGAACAGAAUUGCUAAUAUUUAGAUAAAACCGUUACAACAAGCUAUUGCUAACCUCAGUUUGGUUAGUAGUCUAAGUGGCUGGUAUACUGGAGCCCUGGAUUUUAGAAUAACCGCUGGACUCUUGCUGUGUACAAUGGCAAGGUUAGGAGCAUAGGAGAUAGGACCCUGGCUCCUGCGGGACAUUGUAGUGAAGCAUUUUUGCUACUGCUUGCUCAGUAAGAUUAUAUGUAGCUGCUCUGGGAGAGGGAAAGGAAAAAACAGCCCACAGUGAAGGGGUGAAUGAAAAACUCUUUGAGCUACACUUGAACCAGUACACAUUUCUGAGAAACUUUUCUCAACAUGCCAAUGCACCAGAUGAGGGAUUAACUAAAAUUUGGAUGGGACUCCCUCUGCUACAGAAAGGAAACUGAGGACUAGGAUGUACAUUAAGAUUGUUAGAAAACUUUACAUCAAAUGUUCAGUUUCUGCCCACAUUCUUUGUUCCUGAUGGGUUUAAUUAUUUUACUAUUGGAGCAUCAAUCUUUCUUGUAUCAAUAAAGAAUUUUAACUGGAGCAGUAGUCUCUUAAAAGAAUAAAGCUUUUUUUAAAAUGUCUGUUAAAUCAGGCAUCUACUUUCCUAAUCAAGACUAGAUUGGAAAACACUUUCAGUUGAACAUUAAUUAGAACUUUUAAAUCUCAUUAAUUUGUAAUAAAGACAUAGUUAAAUUUCACAUCUGAGUUUUUUUGGUCAUGUUCUUUGAAAGUAUUCUCCUGGUAGAAAAGGGGUAGCUUAUAAAUAAUUGGACAUUGACUAACCUGUCUUACUUUGUAGUAGCUUGACUUAGUCUAUCAAAUCACUGUAAAUGUUAUAACUAUGCUUAGAAUUCUGACCUUUCAAUCAUGUUUACUCACUUUAAUGGAAAAGAGGGUUGAGAAAAUGGUGUAGUAAGUUAUAUUUUAUUUUAAAAAUUCUGAAAUUGUAUAGACUAUAAAUGUAUUAAAAUUGAGAUUUUGGCUUUGUUGGAUAUAAAUUAACAUCAGUACAAGAAUGAGUUUAAAAUGGAAUCCUGUGAGCUAAUUAUUUCCCAUAGUAAACUAAUUGUGCAAAUAUGUAAGAACAGAAAGUGUUAAAUAUAUUUUUUAAAACUGCAUUAGAGAUGGGAGUUUUCCUUGGGAAAGAAUAUUAAUAUUUUAGUCUUUAAUAAGAGCCAGGGUAAAAUUCUCAAUAGUGCAUAAAUCCCAUUUUCAGUAGUGACACAGGCACAAAGGAGCCUAAGUCUUAUUGACUUUCAGUGUUGUGAAACUGUAGGGGAAAACUCAGUUAAAAUUACCUACAAACAACAAGCAAUUAGUUUAAACUGUAAAAGUGACAUGUAAAAAUUCACCUUCCACAUUUUACAGACAUCCUUGACUCUGAUAUACAAAACUUGCUAAGGAUCUUUUAGCAUAUCCAUUAUCAAUAUGUAUAGAAUUUUGAAUGCAUGAAUAGUGAUGGAUAUGCUGAGUUUGUACCUACUGUUUGUCAGACAAGGUGGCUUGUGAAAUGCAUACAGUACAUUUUUAAAUGACAAUAGUGUCAUUAACUGCAUGUACAAACUGUCAGAGUACUGGAAUACUUAAAUUACUUUAACUGAUCUUUUCCAUAACUCUGUGGUUAUGGUUUUAUGAAGUUUGCAUAAGGAUUAAAUAUUUUAUAAGGGGACUGAUACAGUACAGAUGUAUUCAGCACUGUACAGUGGCUAAACUAUUCUGAACAAAUGAGGUUUUUUCCUGAGAAUUUUAAUGUAAAAGUAGAAGUCUGUGUAAUAAAAAGGUGGGAUGUGGUCUCAAUGACUAGAAAGCUUCACAAAUAUUAUGUGUGUGUAUCUUAAGGUUUUGGAAGGAAGAGUGCUUUGCCAGCAUUGACUAGGAGGCUGUUCAGGGCUUAAAUGGUAGUAGAAAGAAGUGAAGAUUACGGGAGUAGUCAUGGAUUCAGUGUAUGGAGGAAGGUGUAGGAGAUCAGAAAAAAAAUGUAGGUGAGGACUGCUUGAUUUAUGCAUUAGGCAACUGACUUUCCUAUUCUCAGAGCGCUACUAAAGAUAACACAUCCAUAUUAUUUUUGGGAAAGUACACCUAAGCAACAGAACUUGAAAUCCCUCUUGGGACAUUUAGUUGUAUGUACUUCAUUUAGAUUACCUCUGAAUUUUAAUCUUAAAAUAAUAGGCUCUUUGUGACAUGAACUGUAUCUUCAUAUAUAUAUUUGUACAGUACCUAGCACAAUGAGACCCCAGUCUUGAUGGGGGCUUCAGGGUGCUACUAGAAUACUAAAUAGUACAUACAAAUUCAGAAGACUCAUUCAGGUUUUUGAAUAGUAUUGCAAAUUGAAAGGCAUUACUUUUUGUCCAGCAGAAUAAAGAAUAAAAUAAAAAAUGGAAAAAUAUUAGUCUGUUUUCCUUGCAUAGGCUCAAAAGACUACUCUUCUUAUGGAACAAAAAAGCCUCUGAGCCAGCAAGAUUAUUUUAAUAUGUUUGGCCUCACUAGACGCACUUUACCGGUAUGGGAAUACUAGUAUCCUAUAUCAGUAUAUCAUAGUGUGGACUCAGCUACACUAUCAAAGCUGUCCUUUGUAUCAGUAUCGCAAAACCAACCCCCGUGCAUGAAACAAGCUGUAUUGGUUUAGCAGAACCAUUCAGCUACAGUCUUCCUGACUGUUAAUCAUCAACUUUUCCUCAUUUUGCUGUCAAAGUCAGCAUUAACUGAAUCCGGGAAUUGCUGUCAGGAAAAUGGGGAAUUAUGCUAUUUAUCUCAUUAUGUAUUUGAUUCUAUGUCUAUAGAAAUCAAAGGGAGUUUUGUCACUGACUUCAAAGGAUGCAAGAUCAGGACCUUAAUAUACUGAUUCCGUUUUUUGUAUGCUUGUGUACACUUUUCACAGCCUAAUACAGCACUCAAUGAUGAUCAAGGGAGUGAGAAAAGGACAGGAAUUUAGUAUAGUCUAUAGGUUUACAGCAGUAGGAUGAAAUUAAGAAAAGGAAAAUAAGGUAAAUGAGAAGAAAAAUUCAGACAUUUUUAAUAAAGUAGGCUAGUCUCCCAAGCGAAGUGGUGGGAUACCCUCAUCUGGACACGCUAAAAGUUGAUUGAAAAGAGAAAUGCACCGUAGGGAACAAACCUGCAAUGACUAAUAGAUUAGAUGAAUGAAUAGAUUUCCUAUUUCUAGGAAUCCAUGCAGUUUCAGUGCUCUCACCUGUUUGAAAACGUUUUCUUUUUCUAAUUUUAUUUUAAGAAUGCAAGCCUUCUCUGACAUUCACUUUAACUCAUUUCUUAGUUCGUCCAUCUGCUGCUGAUGUUCUCUGCAAGAAAGGAAAAAAUAAUAAAAUAGCCAGCUACCCUUAGGGACAGAUUGUAAUUUCAAAUGUGUGUUGUGCAUCACUGCAGUUCUAAAACAUUCAUUACUCCAUCUGCACUUUAAAUAUGUAGACUUCUCAAUAUGCUCGUGUGAAAUUAGAAGCUCUUACAGAAAAUAUUCAAAAAGUAAAGUAAAUACCUCCUUUGGGGUUUUUUGGAAGCAUUUUUCAUAAAAAGGUACAUAGAGCAUGAAAUAGGCAUUUAUUUUUUAAAGUAUUUUAUGUAAGGCUAAAUAAAUAAAAUAAAGUUUGAAAAAUUUUCCUACUCCUAAAGUCCUGCUUCAAAAUUAACUAUGGAACAGUUCCAUAAGAAUCCCUAGUAGUAUUCUGGUAGCCUAAAGGUCCAAAACAGAAUCAAGAGUCUUAUGCUGAAUAUGCUGUAAAAAUACUGAAUGAGAGAGUCCCUCUCCCAAGAGCCUAUAAAAUGUAACCAAUCUGUUUCCAAAGAAAAAGUGAUGAACAGAACUAAAAUACUCUUAAAAAAUUCUACUCUAAAACGUGAUUCUGUAAAAAUGACAAAAUAUCUUGACCAAAAAAACAACUAAUUUUUUUUGAGGUGGGGUGGAGGAAUAAAGGGGGAAUUUGAACAGCUCAACUGCUAUUUGCCUGUCAGUGAUACAGUUUCAAAUGUACUCACGUUAUAAUUUAAAAUGUUUUUUUUUUUUCUAAUAGCUCAGCAAAUUCAGCCUGGAAUCUGUCUCAUUUUUCCUCACACAUCAAUAAUAAAUAAAUAUUUUAAAAAG